This is a messenger RNA of Venustampulla echinocandica, 1068 nucleotides long. RefSeq lists its product as uncharacterized. The transcript has 3 exons. The coding region runs from base 1 to 1068 and encodes 355 amino acids. The record is from RefSeq and is a predicted model, not a curated record. Lineage: Eukaryota; Fungi; Ascomycota; Leotiomycetes; Helotiales; Pleuroascaceae.
AUGUUGAUAUUUGGGUACAGUAAGGGAUACUCGAGUCUACAAGCGAGUAGUUUCUUGAACUCACCCUCGACGUACGACUCCAAACAAUCAGCGCAAGAGAACUGGCGAAGCUACUUGCCAAGGCGAAGCAGCUUGGGUAUCAAGAGACAGAUACCGUCGACGACGAAAAUGCCCGACGCAAUCAGAAACCCAAAGCUACCGGGCGCGAUUGCUAGCCAAUGUCGCCCUCACUCCACAACUUCAUAUCAACCACUUUCCCUCGAAAAAGCUCGAGCACCAAAUCAUACGAACACAGCCCAAGUCCUGCGAGACGAGCCUCUCUCGGCAAACACACAUCUCAAUGCCCAAAGGGCUACUCCUUCUGCGAAGGAAGGUGGCUACAGCAUUCAGAGCAUACUAGGUGUUGCGGGUAUACAUGAUGAGGUACCAACAGCUGCUGGGACUGCUAAGAAACAGGGGCAAAUGACUGGAUCCGGAUCGCAGGUCGUAGUUCGUGUUGCGAGGUCUCGCAAUGCCCCGAAGAGAGGGCUGGCACAAGACACGAGAGGUGGAGUGCAGAGCCAACGUCCUAGAAAGUCAGUUCGAGCACCGGCUGGGAAAGUCAUCUCUGUCGAUUUCUGCCUAGCCUCCCGAGCUUGUUGUCAUCUCUCGACUCGGAGCCAUAAUUUGAAGACAAUGGCGAUCGUUAAACCAAGCGCUUUCUGGUCUCCUACCCAUCGCCCUUUCAAAGUUCUCACAUCACUCAUCUCGACUCAUCCUCCCGCCGUUUGUGCAACAUUCGCGAUAAAUAUCGCAGCAAGAUGCCGAAAUCAAAUUGCAUGUAUUUGGUUGAAUCCGAAGGGUCUCAACACAUAUUUCAAUACCGGAUUUAGAGCGGAUGACGACAACAUAAGUCCGUCAAAAUCUCACUCCGCCGACGGACGGACGUCGCGAACUCGCGGACUUAACAUUGAUAAGCAACUCGCGUGCUUAACAUUAAUAAGCCCGGAGCCCCUUGACACCGCAUCAGGAAAAGAUCGGCCGAGCGCAACGUCAAAUCUCACGACGAACGAGCACUACCCAUACUGA